Molecule: messenger RNA, 885 nt
Organism: Megachile rotundata (alfalfa leafcutting bee)
Lineage: Eukaryota; Metazoa; Arthropoda; Insecta; Hymenoptera; Megachilidae
Gene: BBIP1
Product: BBSome interacting protein 1
Biological process (GO): cilium assembly; receptor localization to non-motile cilium
Cellular component (GO): BBSome
Source: RefSeq, a predicted model, not a curated record
UUCAUAUGAAAUUACAGAUGAAUGUGUUACAAAGAUAUGAGAAAAUAUUCAUUACAAAUAAAUUAUUGAUGAAUAUGCAGAUUUAAACUAUCCUUUUUUGACCGCCAUUCUUCUACACCGUGCACAUGCGCGCCCUCCAGUAUUUUGUGUUCUCUGUCUCUCUCUAAGAGGUGGUGUGCUGGUUUGUCGAUUCAAAUGGUAUCAUAGUCGAUAUCAAAGCAAUCUACUGUUACCUUAAAAUGUGUUAGACUGCUGCAGCGCAAAUUGUUUCAUACUUUUGUACGAAGAUAGAGCAGAUUGCGCCUGUUCUCCAUGAUACAUCGAGAACAAAGGCAUGCGUGGCCUUAUAUCUGUUUCUGUAGUCAUUGGCUGUAUCAUACAAUGUGUGUCUAAUAAUUUCGUUGUAAAGAAAUGGAAAUAUUAUAUUUCCCGAUGAUAAAAGUAUGUGUAAAUAUAAAGAGUAUGAAACGUAAACGAUUUCGGAAGUCAUCUAUAUAGACAAAAGAUACGAUUAAUGGCAUAAUGUGUUGCAUGUAUUGACGAUUUAGUCACCCUUUUACAAAAAAGAAAAUAUCAAAAAUGUCAGAAUUGAUAGACAAUUCUACAGAAAAAAUUGAUAUAAUUCUUCCUAGGCAAGGCUUCCUAUACCAGGAAGAAAAUUUAGAUUAUAUACUUUGCAAACCCAAGUUGAUUCCAUUGAAAUCAGUUACCUUGGAAAAACUAGAGAAAAUGCAAAAGGAUGCUGAAUUAAAAAUCAGAGAAACUGCAGAAGAACAGAAUAAAAUGAAUGAUACUGAGUAGAUCAUAAAAACUACUUGGAAAACUUAUAACAGUGGAGUUAUGAUAUAAGAAAGUUAAAUACUGUUACCAAACCAGAAUGAUUCC